CUCAUACACUCGAUAAAGAGCAUUUUUUUACCCACGAAACUUCUAACGAGGGAGUGAGUAUGAGUGUUCCUCGAUGGCAGGAGUUAUUCUCUGGCUACACGGCCCAGCAGUCAGACGGCAAGCCCAAGCAGGCUUGCCUCCACACUCAUCACACGAACCAUACUCCUCCAACCCUGUCCUUCGAUAUCGAUAGCUUGUUGGGCUUCGUGACAUCUCCUGGAGCAGCCACUCACGGUAUCAGGUUUUAUUCUGCGCCUCAAUAUCGUCAGAAUAUUUCUACGGAUGUUCACCUGACUUUAGAUCGCAUGAAUCCAGAUCCAGAGCGACCCCGACUGAUUCCGUCACGACUAAGAGACGUGCCGCAUUUCAUAUUCGCGAAGGUUGAAGGAGCUGAUUUCAUCAACUUACACCUAUUCUUUCCACAUUUGCCAUGCUCCUAUAACUUCAAUCGGUUGACUGACGAGCAGUUCUCGCGGUGGUUUGAUGAUAUCUUCUAUCCCGCUGUUCGUCAAGUUUAUGACGUUGAUCAACUCCAGCACCUGCCGGCAAGUUAUCGUCAUGCAUUAGCUACCUGCCGUGCUCCCCGGGUGGAGGAUCGUCUGCUCGAGACCCCUAGUUAUCGGACCCAACUACAGAUGUCCUAUUUCCUGUCACCGCAAGGCUUGAAUCAACUAUGGGACCAUGUUCUCACCGCGGUACGCUAACUAGGAUUGUAAGACUUUCGCGAUCCAGAGCUCUUCAUUGAGGCAAAAGGCACCAAACUUCUGUUCAAAUACCCGGAUGCGCCAUCUGAUCUACUUGCGGUCAUGGAGAACUUUGACUGUAAACUCCACCGCGUUCUGGACUUCUCUUACAUAUGCAGUGACCGGUUGUACAUCGAUGUGGGCAAAGAGACCUGCCCACCGCGCAGCGGCCUAAUAGCACGAGACAGCAAUGUUUCGGCACGAGAAGCUCAGACGUACCUCUGGCGACGUUGUUGCAUCCGCCAUCACCUCAGCCAGCUUUACGACGGGAAUGUUCCAAAGUCUGGCCAAAACUUCUACCAUGAGUCAAUGCUUCGCGAUGCAGGUAGCAUGACUACAUUGACGCCUCCAAGCUCUCGACUUCGUCGCGGA
Messenger RNA from Ilyonectria robusta, 1115 nucleotides. RefSeq lists its product as uncharacterized. The record is from RefSeq and is a predicted model, not a curated record. Lineage: Eukaryota; Fungi; Ascomycota; Sordariomycetes; Hypocreales; Nectriaceae. The coding region runs from base 60 to 704 and encodes 214 amino acids. The transcript has a single exon.